AGGUUGGGCUGGCUGGCUGGGCCGGCGGCAGCAUCGCCGACGGCAGGGCGGCGGGUGAGCCGCCCGCCCCCAGCGGCCCGUGGCUCCGUGGCGCCGCGGAGGCCGCGGCCGGUGCUGCUGGCGCCGCGGCGCGGCAGCCCGCAGGUGCGGCAGCUCGCGGGGCCGCUGACCUCGGAGGUGCUGGUCCUGCGGCCGUCUCGGGAGGGGCUGCGGGCGAGGGCGUGGAGGCGCCGGCAGCGGAGCGGACGAGCACCACGUCGAGGAAGCAGAGUCGAUGCCCGAUGAUGUUCGUGGCAACGUGACCGCUGGAGGUACGACGGUUGGCAGUUGGGACAAAGAGCCGGCUGCCAUGGACAGCGUGCCCAAAGACAGCGCCGUGGUUGUUGCAGCCAGUUAAUACGAUUAGGUUCUGCAAAAGGCAGGACGAUGACCCAGAGCAGUAGAAGAAGCAACAUUCGAUACACAGGGUGGGGCAGCUUGACGCGAGAGUCAGAAGGGCGUCGUGAAGAUCGGCGUCGACAAAAG
This is a messenger RNA of Prorocentrum cordatum, 525 nucleotides long. The record is from the annotation of a GenBank genome assembly. Lineage: Eukaryota; Dinophyceae; Prorocentrales; Prorocentraceae.